Molecule: messenger RNA, 1027 nt
Organism: Dioscorea cayenensis subsp. rotundata (Guinea yam)
Lineage: Eukaryota; Viridiplantae; Streptophyta; Magnoliopsida; Dioscoreales; Dioscoreaceae
Product: expansin-like B1
Cellular component (GO): extracellular region
Source: RefSeq, a predicted model, not a curated record
CCCUCUUCAUUGCAUAAACAACAACAACAAUAACAACAACAACUAAUAGUACUACUAGUUUCUUCUUUUCUUGUUUGUAUUUUUGGGAGAGUUCAUUAAUUAAUGGCUAUCUCUUCUUCUUCCAAACUCCUUGUUCUCCACUUCUUAUUUGCUCUUUAUUUAUGCCAAUCUCCUGCAAGAGCUGACACUACUGCUUUUAUUCAUUCAAGGGCUGCCUACUACCCAAAUUCUGAUCAACAAGGAACUUCAGAUGGUGCAUGUGGGUAUAAAACUUUUGGAGCAACACUCAAUGGUGGUGAUGUUUCAGCAGCUUCAAAUCUCUACAGGAAUGGUGUGGGCUGUGGUGCAUGCUACCAGGUUAGAUGCACAGGUAACAGCCUCUGCUCACCGAACGGAGUAACGAUCGUCAUAACGGACCAGGGAGCGAGUGGAAACACCGACUUCAUACUGAGCCAGCAUGCUUUUUCUAAGAUGGGAUUAACUGCGGAUGCUGGUGCUUCUCUCUUGUCACUUGGAGUAGUAGACAUUGAGUACAGGAGGAUAUCAUGUAGUUGGCCAAACAAAAAUAUCACAUUCAAGAUUGAUGAGGCAAGCAACUUCCCAGGCUACUUGGCAUUUCUGAUAGAGUAUCAACAAGGAGCUAAGGACAUUACUGCUGUUCAAAUCUGUGAGACUGUGAAUUUGACAUGCAAGCUGUUGAACCGAAGCUAUGGAACAGUGUGGACAGCGAACCCUCCUCCCAGUGGACCAUUGUUGAUAAAGAUGCUUGUGAGUGGUGAUGAGGAUGGGGAUGAGACAUGGCUGGUGCCAAUUAACACAAUACCAGAGAACUGGAAGGCUGGAGAUUCAUAUGACUCUGGAGUGCAAUUGAACUAAUGGAUCUCAAAUAAUUAUAUAUUAAUUUGUGGUUAUAUGUGUUUAAUUCUUAUUCAUGUUUGUAGUAUUCAUAUAGUGUUCUUUUGUUGUUGGCCAUUGAGUUGAUGUCUGGUAUUUCUUUAAGUUAUUAAUUCAAAGAAUAAAAUUCAGU